CAGACAGUAUUAAAAAAUUGCCUAGAUAUGGAUAACAGUGAUGGAGCGAGUCAGUGGAGGGACAGUGAGGUAUUAGACCUAAUUAAUAUAUGGGGAGAUACCUCUAUUCAAGCGAAAUUAGAAGGGUCCUACCGUAACCGCUCUGUUUUUGAAAAGAUAGCACACGAAAUGGAGGAACGGGGACACAGGAGAACGUGGCUGCAGUGCCAAAGGAAGGUUAAGAGUCUUAAGAGUAAAUUUAAAGAAGCAAAUGAUUCUAACAACCGAAGCGGUCGUGGUCGCAUCACCUGCCCAUUUUACAACGAGAUUAGCCGUGUUAUGGGCGAUAAACCCAGCUGUCAGCCGUUGGAGCUGCUGGAUAGCUACGAAGCAGGUGAAGAGGAGCCUGAAACUCCGAGGAGUUCAGCAGACAGCCUGGAUAUAGAUGUCGAAACAGAUGAUACAAGCACAGAGUCACUCCCAUCUGCAUCUUCUGUGUCUUCUGCACCAUCUACAUCUGGAGAAAGCUCAUCAGCUGCAGGCAUUACAGAGACCACUGGAAGAAGCACAACAGCCAGCAAGUCCUCUGGAACUACAUCUGCCAAGAGCAGGAAAAGGAAGACCAAGAUGGAAGCAACACUGGAAAUCUUCACUGAAAAGAUCAGCAGUGCCCUCAACAACACAGACGACACUGAGCUUCAAUUGAAAAUGCAAGCAGCACAGCAUGAGCAUGAGCUCAAAAUGCUCUCAAUGUUCACACAGUUUCUUGCCAGAUCAAAUUCCCCAUGUCCACCUUUCUACCAGGCACCAGUCCAGCCCUCACAGUACAACCCAAGACAACUGCCGCCUCAGCCUACCUUUUACAACUUUACUCAGCCCCCGAAAUUUAGCAUGGGUUCACCUCAGCCUCCACCAUGUAACGAGACAACCAACCAGCCUCUAUCUUUUCUGCAAGAUCUGGCUCAACCUUUCAACCAUCCCCCUGCACAUCCUCCAGAUAUACCUCACUCCUUCAGCCAGGUGUCAGCACACCCUCAAGGUCCAGCUCAGCAGCCCUUCAACCAGGCCUCAGGGCAUCCACCAUUCUACCGACCUCCAGAUGACCAGGAAAAGUAAAUCAAAUCACAAUAUAGUGAAUUGCUUUCAGUAUUGUUGGUCAAUCUAUGCAAAGUCUAUCCAUCAAAAAAUUUGAUUUAAAUGUGCUUUAGAAAUAAAGUUUGUAUCAUUAUACAGGUUAAUUACAGUUCAGAAUAUAUUUGACAGUUUGAUUUCAGGUUACAGUUAGAACGUUAUGUAGUGUUAUUAAACCGACAGAAACUUGCACUAUAGCAUAAUCAUUUUAUUUUGAACAUGAACAUUUUCAGAGUAAUUAUUCAAAGUACAACAUUGUAGUUAGCAGGUUUUCUUAUUUUUUAGCUGAGAAAAAUUCUUGAGUGGAAAAUAUUUUUGACGAUUUUUAUAGGGAUUAUUUGUUUACAUACACCUGCACAACUAAUUUUACAGGGAUGCAUUUCAUUUUUAUUUAUUUUUUCAGAACAAAACUGACCAUUUCAUCAUUAGUAUUGAAAAAAAAAAUUGUUACUCCACACUUUCAGAAUGUUAUGUUUAAACAUUGUCAAUUAAAGUUUCUUUUGUGAAUCAGCGUUGGCUGUAAAAAAACUCUGUUAGUGCCUCUCUGACUCUUGUUGGCUCAGCGGCAUCUUGUGCCUCUCCUUCUGCUAUCCUGAUGUCCUGAAGAAUAGUUUGAGCAGGUCCCUCAUAGGCCUCACCAUGCUUCUCACACACAUUGUGGAGAGUGCAGCAUGCACUUAUGAUGGUAGGGACAGUGGAGAUGUCCACAUCCAGCCGUUUCCCAAGGCAUCUCCACCGCCCCUUCAAUCGGCCGAAUGCACAUUCCACAGUCACCCUGGCUUUGCUGUGUCGCUCGUUAAAGUACCGUUGCUGCUCUGUGAGGUUUCCUGUGUCAGCGUACCCUUUAAUAAGCCAGCUCCGCAUGGGGUACGCCGGGUCACCAAGUAGCAUGAUCGGUACUUGGACACCGUU
This is a messenger RNA of Rhinichthys klamathensis goyatoka, 2022 nucleotides long. RefSeq lists its product as uncharacterized. NCBI's taxonomy places the organism in Eukaryota, Metazoa, Chordata, Actinopteri, Cypriniformes, Leuciscidae. The transcript has 3 exons. Bases 28 to 1095 code for a protein of 355 amino acids. The record is from RefSeq and is a predicted model, not a curated record.